Molecule: messenger RNA, 1689 nt
Organism: Symbiodinium pilosum
Lineage: Eukaryota; Dinophyceae; Suessiales; Symbiodiniaceae
Source: the annotation of a GenBank genome assembly
GUCCUCGAGACAGCGGUGGUAACCGGUGUGCUGGCAUCGCAGCAGCAGGCGAUGGACGUGAAGAUUGAGCAGUUCUCCAUGGGCGUCUAUGGCAAGGAGUUCAUCAAGGAUACCAAGCUUGAGCUGAAUUUUGGCCGACGGUAUGGGCUGAUUGGAAUGAACGGAUCCGGCAAGUCUACAAUGCUGGCUGCCAUUGCAGCUCGCGAGAUUCCAAUCCCAGAUCACAUUGACAUCUGGUUCCUGGAUAGCGAGGCUAAGCCGGAGGACACGACAGCCAUCCAGGCCGUGGUGAACGUCGUCGCGGACGAGCACAAACGUUUGGAGGAGCUCUCCAUCAAACUCCUGGAAGAGGAUCCCGAGAAGAACGCGGACUACCUUCAGGUCAUCGGUGACAAGCUGGACAAGAUGGACCCUUCCACGUUUGAGCCCAGGGCUUGCGAGCUUCUUCACGGUCUGGGUUUCUCGCCGCAGAUGAUGCAGAAGGCCACUAAAGACAUGUCUGGUGGCUGGCGAAUGCGCGUGGCGCUCGCACAGGCUCUGUUCGUCGAGCCAAUGCUCUUGAUCCUGGAUGAGCCCACGAACCACCUCGAUCUGGGUGCAUGCGUCUGGCUGGAGGAGUACCUCUCUCGGUACCCCAACACGCUCCUGUUCACGUCCCACUCCGAGGACUUCAUGAACGGAGUUUGCACAAACAUCAUGCAGCUGACCCAGAAAGGAACCCUGGUCGUGUGGGGUGGCAACUACGACCAGUACAUCAAGACGCGAACAGAGGUGGAGAAGAACCAGAUGACGAAGUACAAGAAGGAGCAGGAUGACAUCAAGCACCUCCAGGAGUUCAUCCGCUCCUGCGGUACCUACGCGAACCUGCGAGUGCAGGCUGAGUCGAAGCAGAAGAUCAUCGACAAGAUGGUGGAGGCUGGUUUGACCGAGAAGCCCAUGGCAGAUCCCUCUUAUGAGUUCACCUUUCCAGACUCUGAGAAGAUCUCGCCCCCGGUUAUGGCCUUCCACAACGUGUCCUUCUCGUAUUCGGGCAAGAAGGAGGACCACCUCUACGAGAAGCUCGAGCUGGGUGUGGACCUGGACUCGCGUAUCGCAUUGGUCGGCCCCAAUGGUGCUGGCAAGUCUACCCUGCUGAAGCUGAUGCUUCAGCAGAUCGAGCCUACCGAGGGUGAGGUGAAGCGCAGUGGCAAGCUGCGCAUCGGUCACUACAAUCAGCACAGCGAGGCUGUCCUGGACCUCGAAGCUACGCCUCUUCAGUUCCUGAAGGACCUCUACCCGGAGGGCAUUGUCACGACAUCUGGGAAGAAGAAGAUGGAGGACCCUGAGUGGCGAGGCAAGCUGGGCUCCUUCGGCAUCACCGGUGACUUCCAGACCCGAAAGAUGAAGACCAUGUCGGACGGAUACCGGACGCGCAUGGUGAUGCUGCUCAUGGCGCUGGUGAAUCCCCACGUCUUGCUGCUUGAUGAGCCGACGAACCACUUGGACAUGCAGUGCAUCGAUGCCCUGGCGAAGGCUAUCAACAAGUUCUCUGGAGGUGUGGUUUUGGUCAGUCACGACUUCCGAUUGAUCUCGCAGGUUGCGAAAGAGAUCUGGGUGUGCGACAGGAAGACGGUGUCUAAGUGGGAGGGCGACAUCCAGUCUUACAAGAAGCACCUGAAGAAGGAGGUCAUGAAGAAGUUCAAGGCCUGA